Daphnia carinata is the source of this 819-nucleotide messenger RNA. RefSeq names its product glutamate receptor ionotropic, kainate 3-like. Bases 1 to 819 code for a protein of 272 amino acids. The transcript has 6 exons. Gene Ontology annotation, cellular component: membrane. Gene Ontology annotation, molecular function: ligand-gated monoatomic ion channel activity. The record is from RefSeq and is a predicted model, not a curated record. Lineage: Eukaryota; Metazoa; Arthropoda; Branchiopoda; Diplostraca; Daphniidae.
AUGGUUUCUAUGGAAGUGGCAUUGCAAAACGUGAGCAUGGUACUCACACGAGAUGUAGACAUUCUCAUCUCCAUUGCGGUCACCCGAUCGCGUAUGCCUUUCCUAGACUUUUCUCAUCCAGCGUUGUACAUUCCAAUUUCGUAUUUGAUUCCUGUUCCGAGUUCCGUCAUUAAAAUCGAAGCUGUCGUGAAACCAUUUCAACCCGAGGUAUGGCUCGUUUUGGCAUUGGCAAUGCCAUGUGUCAUCGUGGCAUUAUCGUUGCUACGACGAAAUACAAAUAUUUCCCUUGAUUUCGGAAAUCCUUCGAGCGUGAAACGGAAGCCCCGCUGGGGACAUAGCAGUUUUUACGUAUUGGGGACUCUGCUAAAUCAAGGUGGUUACUUGUACGGCAAAUUCUCGUCAUUGUACUGGGUUGGCGGAACAUGGUGUAUCGUGGCGUUUGUCAUUGUUAACGCGUACAAUUCAACUUUGAUUUCGCACGUCACCUUACCUAACGCACCGCCGCUGAUCAAGUCCAUUUACGAUCUGCGAAAUCGGCCUGACGUUCAUUUUGUGACCGAUAAAAAUGCAAACGUCGAUGCAGUUUUACUGUCUGCCGAUUCCGGAUUUCUUAAGUUUCUCGGAGACCGGAUACGGGACUAUCCUCAAUCUCUUUGUAAUUCCACAAGAGAGUGCAUCGAAUUGGUGAAAUCGGGCUCUCACGUUUACAGCGCCGAUUAUGCAAAUGCACGAAGCGGGACUGGCAGGUUUUUGGAUCAAAAAAUUUCAACCGGAUGCCCGAAAAUGCUUGCUCAAACAGAGUGUGUCCAAGAGGACUAA